Syzygium oleosum is the source of this 384-nucleotide messenger RNA. RefSeq lists its product as uncharacterized. NCBI's taxonomy places the organism in Eukaryota, Viridiplantae, Streptophyta, Magnoliopsida, Myrtales, Myrtaceae. The transcript has 2 exons. The record is from RefSeq and is a predicted model, not a curated record. The coding region runs from base 1 to 384 and encodes 127 amino acids.
AUGUCGGUGACGGCCGAGAUCUUCGUCAUCACCGGGUCCGGCCCAGCCACCUCCACCCCGCAUGAAGCUCGCCUCCUCCUCACCCGCCGCAGUUAUUUCACUACCCUCGUCAUCCGCUCACGUGUCUCUUCCGCCGUCCCUUCCUCUUUCGCCUCCAACCCCCUCGUCGCCGUCGCGCAGAUCGCUGACUACUCCGGCCCUCCCAUGCGCGACUCUGACCCGCUCAAUCAGCAGGCCUACCUGGAGAAUCGGACGGCCGGUGGCGAGCUGCGACGUGUGCUGUGCGCGGUCGUGGAUCUGAGGGUGUGGUGGACCAAGGAAGUUUUCUGGAAGUUCAGGGCGCGCAUGUUGAUUGAAUUGCUGUCGUGGGAUUUUAGAGUGUAA